Trifolium pratense (red clover) is the source of this 1163-nucleotide messenger RNA. Its product is annotated as transcription factor MYB48-like. Gene Ontology annotation, molecular function: sequence-specific DNA binding; DNA-binding transcription factor activity. The coding region runs from base 70 to 825 and encodes 251 amino acids. The record is from RefSeq and is a predicted model, not a curated record. The transcript is spliced from 3 exons. Lineage: Eukaryota; Viridiplantae; Streptophyta; Magnoliopsida; Fabales; Fabaceae. Gene Ontology annotation, biological process: regulation of DNA-templated transcription. Gene Ontology annotation, cellular component: nucleus.
UCAAGCACAAAAAUAAAAAGAAGAAAAUUUUUUCAACUUCAAGAACUUCUUUACUUUGGUGGAAAAAAAAUGGUGCAAUCUGAUGAAGUACGAAAAGGACCAUGGACAGAACAAGAAGACUUCAAAUUGGUGUCAUUUGUUGGAUUAUUUGGAGACAGAAGAUGGGAUUUUAUUGCUAAGGUAUCAGGUUUGAAGGUGGCGGGAGACAGAUUGAAUAGAACUGGUAAGAGUUGUAGGUUAAGAUGGGUUAAUUAUCUUCAUCCUGGUCUUAAACGUGGUAAAAUGACUCCUCAUGAAGAACGUCUUGUCCUUGAACUUCAAUCCAAAUGGGGAAAUAGGUGGUCAAGAAUUGCUCGAAAGUUACCGGGACGAACAGAUAACGAGAUUAAGAAUUACUGGAGAACUCACAUGAGGAAGAAGGCUCAGGACAAAAAGAAGGGAUCAUCAGUUCCAUCAACAGAACACCAUGCAAUGAAUUCUCAAGCUUCCAAAGAGGCAGGGGAAGAAAUUAGUUUUUAUGACACAGGAGGAUCAACAAUAUCAAACCAAAAAAACCAAAUUAAACAAGUAGGAGAAGAACAUGAACAAGAAAUUUCAAUGGAUGAUAUAUGGAAAGAUAUUGAUCUGUCAGAAGAGAACAGUCUGCAUAAUGAAGAUACAGGCUGCAAUAAUAAUAAUAAUAAUAACAUAUCUUAUUUACCAAAGACUUCUCAAUCAUGGGAGUAUAAUUCCACAGACUCACUAUGGGUGAUGGAUGCAGAAAGUAUGUUAUUCCCUGAGGUUCCUAUGAUUGAUGACCCUUAUUUUUCUUGCUAUACUAAUUAGGAUUCUUUUUUCCAAAAUCAAUAUUUUGUUUUGUUUGUUUGUUUGUUCAUAUCAUCAUGAUGUGUGUCACUGCCACUUGUUUUAAUUUAGUCUAAAUUAAUUAACCUUUGUAUAGCAUUUGCAGCCUUUUAGCUUUUGUAAUGGUUCUCUUUAGUGUGAACCAGCUGUAAUAAUCCCUAAGCAAGGAUAACCUCUAGUAUUGUCAAUGUUUUAGUGCUUUUUUUACUUUCAGAAAACAUCCAAUAAGAUAGGGAGUUGGUAUGUUCGGAAUGAAUGUAAAAUAUUAAGUGCAUGUACUUUACAUUAUAAAGCUUUAAUCUCAUUUACACAUCUACUAA